Messenger RNA from Gaeumannomyces tritici R3-111a-1, 420 nucleotides. RefSeq lists its product as hypothetical. The record is from RefSeq and is a predicted model, not a curated record. The transcript is spliced from 2 exons. Bases 1 to 420 code for a protein of 139 amino acids. Lineage: Eukaryota; Fungi; Ascomycota; Sordariomycetes; Magnaporthales; Magnaporthaceae.
AUGAGGGACAAUUCACCACAGCAAAAUCCCGUUGGCGUCAUCUACAUGGACCUGAACUUCCACGGGAACUUUUCCGCCGACGACGAUGGGAUCUACCGGAGCAUAGUGUGGGACCUUGGCGAAAGCAAGCUGGAGGGCGGCCAGAACGGCACCGUCCACACCGCAUUCACCUUCACGCACGGUGGCCAGGCAUUCAUGAUGGACGUGAAGGUGGAGGGCAGGCUGGAAAGCAUCGGCGACCGACCCAAGCAGGUCGGGCGGAAGCUCAAGUUCAAGCCCGACGGGCGCAGGCAUGGCCAGGUUUCGACAACCCUCACCGGCGCCUACGAGGGCGAGGCCCGGGUUGGACAUGCUCGCAGCAGGGCUGGAGCAUGCCAUGGUUCUGGAGAACAGCACCAGGCGGCCCGUCGAGCUUCCUGA